Funneliformis caledonium is the source of this 195-nucleotide messenger RNA. The record is from the annotation of a GenBank genome assembly. NCBI's taxonomy places the organism in Eukaryota, Fungi, Glomeromycota, Glomeromycetes, Glomerales, Glomeraceae.
AUGGAUAGCAGCAUCUCUGAUGAAAUAACUGAAAUGAAAACUACAAUUGGAUACAGAAAUCAGAAUGAUUUGUGUGAAUUUAUAUUUGACUUUUAUCGACUGCUGGAUUUGGACUUGCCAGGAAUUUAUCUUCAACAAGUGUUAUCUAUUGAAAAGAACGAAAUGGCAAAUCUUCUUAUUUUAGUCAUUCAUUAG